AUAUAUAACAACUCAGAUUCAGACUCACCAGCAAAGGAUAUGGUUGACUUCAUUUCAUUACCAAAGAGUUUAUUAAAAGAUCUGAAAACCGAAGAGCGGUCUAAUGUUUCAAGGAUUUCGUUUUUAUCCAUGAAGGAUGAUAAGCUUUAUAGGGUAAAACAAAAUUCCAGUACCAAAGUAAAUACUACAGUUAUCAGUAAUAUCAUUGCUGCAACUAUUCAUAACACUCCAAUAAUGGACCUUGAUGAACCAGUUACCAUAUCGGUCAACUUAAAAGAACAGGUAACAGCUAUGUGUUCAUUAUCACCUUUGUUGUUGUUAAUAUUUCAUUUCAAAGCCAUAUCUCAUUCCUCUCGAAAGAAACACGGUGCUAGUAGCAGCGGUAGCAACCGCAGCAGCAACCGCAGCAGUAGCA
Molecule: messenger RNA, 415 nt
Organism: Octopus bimaculoides (California two-spot octopus)
Lineage: Eukaryota; Metazoa; Mollusca; Cephalopoda; Octopoda; Octopodidae
Biological process (GO): cell surface receptor signaling pathway; G protein-coupled receptor signaling pathway
Cellular component (GO): extracellular matrix; membrane
Molecular function (GO): protein binding; G protein-coupled receptor activity
Source: RefSeq, a predicted model, not a curated record